Messenger RNA from Osmia lignaria (orchard mason bee), 1682 nucleotides. RefSeq names its product ubiquitin-like protein 7. Gene Ontology annotation, cellular component: cytosol. Gene Ontology annotation, biological process: ubiquitin-dependent protein catabolic process. NCBI's taxonomy places the organism in Eukaryota, Metazoa, Arthropoda, Insecta, Hymenoptera, Megachilidae. The record is from RefSeq and is a predicted model, not a curated record. Gene Ontology annotation, molecular function: polyubiquitin modification-dependent protein binding.
ACAUUUUAUGCAUAUAAAUAUAAUGAACUGGCAGUAUUACGAGUAAUAGUAAUGUUAUUUAAUUCAUAGCAAUUUGAAUUGACAAAAUAUACUCAUAGUCAGCGCCAUGUUAUUCUAUUUCUGCAAUAUAGCGUUGAAAAUGUAUUUAAUAUAAUUAUAUCUUAAAAACAAUAUAAUAAAAUUAACUAUAGUCUUAACGCACCAAAUACUUUACAAAAUAAACGAAAAAAGUAAGAUUAAAAUAAGGAUGAAAUGAAAAGUGAGAGAAAACGAUAAACGUAUCAUGUUUUGUUGAUGAUUUCGUAAAAUCGAAGUGUAUAUCGAGUCGAAAGUGCGUUCUGUUGCGUUUUCGAAUAGUAUUUUUUAGAAGCAGUAAUGACUUCAGAAUUAAUUUUAGGUAUACGUCUAGAACCUCAGACAUUAACUACAAUUAAAUUAAAUGAUAUUAAUUUUAAAAUAAAGGUUGGAGAACUGAAAUAUGAGACAGCUAAAAAAGUUAACCUAGCGAAGGAAUUAUUUGAACUGAUUUAUUGCGGCUCUGUGCUGGAGGAUGAUAUGACCUUAGAAUUUUAUGGUAUAAAAAGUGGUGCAAUGGUACAUGUGUUGAGAAAAAGAGAAUCAGAGCUGAUGUCAUUACCAAAAUACAUAUCUGAAGACAGUAUUUUACAGCUUGCAUCUACAUUUAAAUCAUUUAAAGAAAAUCCCAAACUUAGGAGUGCUUUAAAUCAUUUGGGUGAAAGACCGGAAGUUAUAAAUAAUAUAAUUUCAUCUUCUCCUGGAUUACAUGAAGACACUGUAGCAAUUGCCAUCUUGCAGGAUCCUGAUUUAAUGGCAUAUUUUACAGAUGUAGAUACUGUUCGAAGAUUUGCAGAAGCACAUCCAGUUCUAGUAGAGGCAGCUCAAAAUAUAGCUGCUGCAGUUCAUGCUGAAGUACAUAAUAAUACAACUGCUGGCACUAACUCUUCACUGUCUACCUUGCAGCCAACUGCUUAUUUAUAUAGUUUAGACAAUUUGAGUGAUGAUGAAGAAAUGGCUGGUGAUUCAUCUCAAUCUUCAGAUUCUACUCAGCCCUCAAAUAUAUCUAAUAAUCCAUCAAACUCUGCAAUUACUGUUGCACAACUUGCUGCAGCAGUUUCCAGAGCAAGAGCCAGGAGCUUUCCUCUUUCCAAUUCUCCCUCAUCUACUUCAGCUGGUAGUACAAAUUCUGGAGUAAUAACUACAGAGAUGUUUACACAAGCUAUGCAACAAGCAUCUGCAGCAACUCCGGGUUUAAUAAAUGACACAACGCUACCACCAAUUUUACCACCCGUUUUGCCGCAAUUCACAGAUUUGCAGCGACAGUUAGCGCAGAUGCAUGAACUAGGAUUACAAGAUGACACAGUAAACAUUCAGGCAUUGCAUUUCACAAACGGUGAUGUUCAGGCAGCGAUUGAACUUGUGUUCAAUGGUUUUAGUAACAAUUAAAUUUACUAAUUUAGUAGGUACAGUGAAUUAUUCAAAAUUAAUAGGAAAUAACAAAAAUAUAAGUAUUUGUGUCCUAUUUUUACGAAAUUAAACAAACUUCGUAAAACUUAAAAAUGAGAAAUGCUUCUUAAAACGUAUAAAAAUUACUUGAAUUCUUGUUUUAUAUUUUUCCGUUUUAAAAGCAUCUUCUGGAAACACAUAAUAAAUCCGAUUUCUUA